Molecule: messenger RNA, 687 nt
Organism: Penicillium macrosclerotiorum
Lineage: Eukaryota; Fungi; Ascomycota; Eurotiomycetes; Eurotiales; Aspergillaceae
Product: Aldo/keto reductase subgroup
Exons: 2
Coding region: 1-687 (228 amino acids)
Cellular component (GO): cytosol
Molecular function (GO): aldose reductase (NADPH) activity
Source: RefSeq, a predicted model, not a curated record
AUGUCCUUUCAAAAAGCCUUGCUCAACAAUGGCUAUGAGAUGCCCUUGACCGGGUAUGGUCUCUGGGAUGUCAGCAAGGCCGUUUGUGCCGAUCAAGUUUACAAAGCUAAAAAAGAAGAUUAUGGAAAUGAAGUUGAAGCCGGACAGGGGAUCGCGCGAGCUAUUCAAGAUGGACUCGUCCAACGCAGUGAGCUUUUUAUUGUGUCAAAAAUCUGGUGUACAUUUCAUGACCCCAAACAUGUCCAGGCUGCUGUACGCAACCAGCUUUCAGAUUGGGGACUAGAUUACUUCGACUUAUAUCUGAUUUACUUUCCCAUUUCUCUCAAAUAUGUUGAUUCAUCUGAAAGCUAUCCUCCGGGAUGGACAGCUCCCUAUGUUACGAACAAAGCCGUGGAACUUGCUUGCGUUCCAAUGUAUCAAACAUGGGCAGCCAUGGAGUCUCUGGUUAAAGCGAAGCUCACAAGAAGCAUUGGGGUCAGCAACUUCCAGAUCCAGCUGAUAAGUGACCUGCUUUGCUACGCGAGCAUCAAGCCAGCUGUAUUGCAGAUUGAACACCAUCCUUAUCUCACUCAGCGGCGCUUGGUUGACUAUGCGCAAGGAAAAGGCAUUGUAGUAACUGCAUACUGUUCCUUUAGACCCCAAACUGCUGUGGCGGCGAAUAUUUCAGAACCUUCCUUGCACAUUUAA